AUGACGCUCUACGAUUGGCUGACGCUCCGAUGAGUCCACUGUGUUCCAGCAUCGCUCUAUGGCGCCCACAACACAGAACAGAGCGAUCCCGAGUCCGUCAGGCUACAGAAAGGGGCCUUUGACAGUCGAAGGCCGUUUUUUGAGUAGUUUAUUAAAGCUCUGAAUAUGGAGAACACUGUGUACGAGCAGCCCCAUCUUACUCGUUUCUCUCGGGACGCGUAGUUUAUGGGUUCGCAGGGUCGCGAGGAAGAAUAGGGAGAAUCCCGAGGACUCCAGCUGGAUCCAUGAACAAUCUAGAUCUUCAAACCGCUUGUUUUCCUCCUCGCUGACCGUAAGGAUUUAGACAGGAUGGCUGGGACUGGGAACAGCUCAACAUCUGGAAUGGGUGACAUCAUCCAGCUGAAUGUUGGGGGAACGAGAUUUAGCACAUCAAGGCAGACUCUGACAUGGAUUCCUGACUCUUUCUUCUCAAGUUUACUUAGUGGGAGAAUAUCAACGCUACGGGAUGAAACUGGAGCUAUCUUCAUUGACAGAGACCCAACAGCGUUUGCACCCAUUUUAAACUUCCUUCGAACUAAAGAAUUGGACCUGAGAGGGGUUAACAUAAGCAUCCUGCGACAUGAAGCUGAGUUCUAUGGUAUUACACCUUUAGUGCGACGCUUACUGCUUUGUGAAGAACUGGAGAGGUCCUCUUGUGGAAGUGUGUUGUUUCAUGGCUACCUCCCUCCACCAGCUCUGCCGGCGCGAAGCAGUGCUGUUGGACAGGCUUCAGCUGUUAUCGGUCCAGAGGAGCGCUCGGGUCCUGCUGGUGCAGAGGGGGGUUACCCUCGUUCCUGUCCUCAGUCUUCUCUGCCUGGACCCUCAGGGGCAGAUGGACCACACAGACUGGGAUCGCCAGUGGACCCUAGGAAGGUGCUGAUUGUCGCUGGACAUCAUAACUGGAUUGUAGCUGCUUAUGCACAUUUUGUCAUUUGCUACAGGAUAAAGGAAUCCUCAGGCUGGCAGCAGGUGUUUUCCAGCCCUUACCUGGAAUGGGCCAUUGAGCGUGUGGCUCUCAAUGCUAAAGUUGUUGGCGGACCACAUGGCGAUAAAGACAAGAUGGUGGCGGCAUCAUCAGAGAACAGAAUAAUAUUGUGGAGCAUCCAGGAUGGAGGGAAUGGAAGUGAAAUAGGAGUGUUCAGUCUUGGUGUACCUGUUGAUUCUCUAUUUUUCAUCGGGAGUCAGCUAGUUGCCACCAGUCACACGGGGAAGGUAGGAGUUUGGAACGCCGUCACACAGCACUGGCAGGUACAGGAUGUGGUGCCCAUCACAAGCUGUGACACUGCUGGCUCUUUCCUCUUGCUGGGCUGUAACAACGGCUCCAUUUACUAUAUUGACAUGCAGAAGUUUCCGCUGAGAAUGAAGGACAAUGAUUUGCUGGUGACAGAGCUGUAUCACGACCCUUCAAAUGAUGCCAUCACGGCCCUCAGUGUCUACCUGACUCCUAAAACCAGUGUGAGUGGGAACUGGAUUGAGAUCGCGUACGGGACGAGUUCAGGGGCCGUGCGUGUCAUUGUACAGCAUCCAGAAACGGUUGGGUCAGGUCCACAGCUCUUCCAGACCUUCACUGUUCACCGUAGUCCCGUCACUAAGAUCAUGCUCUCUGAAAAGCAUUUGGUUUCAGUGUGUGCUGACAAUAACCAUGUACGCACAUGGACGGUGACGCGGUUCAGAGGCAUGAUCUCCACUCAGCCAGGAUCGACUCCGCUGGCCUCAUUUAAGAUCAUCUCGUUGGAGGAAACAGAAAGCCACAACAGCUAUUCCUCUGGAAAUGACAUCGGCCCAUUUGGAGAAAGAGAUGACCAACAGGUGUUCAUUCAGAAAGUCAUUCCCAUCACCAACAAACUCUUUGUUCGUCUGUCCUCUACAGGAAGGAGGAUCUGUGAGGUGCAGUCAGUAGAUGGGACCACUAUCACAUGUUUCACAGUGCGAGAGUGUGAGGGUUCGAGCCGCAUGGGCUCCAGACCACGACGUUACCUUUUCACUGGCCAUGCCAACGGGAGCAUCCAGAUGUGGGACCUCACCACUGCCAUGGACACGGCCAACAAGAGUGAUGACAAAGCCAAGCGGGAGCCAGAGAUGGGAGGUCCAACAGAGGAGGAGUUGCUGAAGCUGCUUGACCAAUGUGAUUUGAGCACGUCUCGCUGUGCCACGCCCAACAUCAGCCCCGCCCCGUCGGUACUGCAGCACAGCCGACUACGACAGUCCUGCUCCAGUCUCCAGCUUCAGGCUCAGGAGCCCAUCCCUGAGACAGCCACCUAUGGAGCCCUGAGGCCAUACCGUGAGAGCCCUCUGCUGGCCCGCGCUCGACGCACAGAGAGCUUUCACAGCUACCGAGACUUCCACAGCUUGAACCUGACCAAAGCCUUGCUGGAGAACCACAGCCAGUGCGCAUCCACCGAGGAUGAGAUCCGGCAGUCUGUUGGGGAAAACAUCACUGAGGACACAGACAAACGAAACUCAACUAUUGAUCUCAGUACAUCAAGAGCAUCCGAAACACACCCUGCAGUAACGCGUAAACCCCCCGACAGCCCUGGAGACCAGAGGCGCAGAGCUCAUCUAAUGGAGGAAGGAGCUGCGGACUGCAGGAGAAGAGGGACGUUUGAGGCUAAUUUUCUAAGCAGGAAAAAGGCUCCUCCAGUUUCAGAGCUCAGUCCUCCACCUGCGGGAGUUGAUGGAGGCGGCAGUGACUCGUCCAGCACCGCUUCACCCUCGCCAACUAAACUGUCCACUUCCCCACGCCACCGAAAGCCUCCCGAUUCUGCAUGUGAGUGAUGGUUUACAGUGAUUCGUCAUACAUAAAGAUCACACCAAAUACCAUAAUCUCUGACAGGGAGAAGAAGGUAGAUGAAGGGAGGAUUUCAGAAGAGAAGGAUUUGAGGAUGUAGUUGUGAAGAUCUGACAGCUGGCAGCUAAAAAAAAAACUCACUGUGGACAGAUUUAAAGGGAAAACGCACACUCACAGUACAAAUUCACCACACUUUUUCAUGCCUCUUUAGCUUUUGUCAGUCUUCAAAUGUUGGCUUCAUUUUUCUUUUCACAUUUCCAAGCUUGAAAAAUCAAAUCAUUUGCCUAAACUUGUCAUCCCCUGGAGCAAAAAAACAAAACAAAAA
Messenger RNA from Danio rerio (zebrafish), 3152 nucleotides. The record is from RefSeq and is a predicted model, not a curated record. Lineage: Eukaryota; Metazoa; Chordata; Actinopteri; Cypriniformes; Danionidae.